CUUUUUUGCAGCAAUAGGAUUCAAUACACACAAUAAAAGGAUGUAAUCUAGCCGAAACUUAUUGAUUUUCUAUGGAAAAGUUUUUUUCUUGUUGUGAGAUAACUGACAUUUGGGCGGAAUACAGAGAAAAAGUCUGCAUCAAACUGAAUCUGUGAAAUUUGGAUGUUCAAAGAUAGCCGUUCACUCAUAUUUGUCACACUUUGUUAAUUGCGAUUUGUGAAUUUGUGAACGACGUACACCCUCCUGGUAUACCACAAGAACAUUGACGGCUGCUCAAUAAUUAUAUUGAUGCUAAUACCAGAAGCACACAAAUUGUUCCUAAGGUUGAAUUUCAACUAGUGAUCCAAAAUGAGUAAAAGCAGUAUUGAAGAAUAUCUGAAAGAGAGUGUGAAGAGUUAUCAAGCUUGCCAUGUCAAGAACUCUGCUAGGAGAAGUUCACUCCAAAAGAAAACCGAAGGCAUUGAAAUGGCAAGGAAAAAGAUGACCACACAUAUGGAAAGAGAAGAAAAAUUAUUAAGAAGACAAUUAUCUAAUAUGCAGUUGGAUCAAAUCCGACGCGAGAUGACAAGUCCUUUACUGGAAGUAAGAAGAUCUGAAAGUCUUACAAGACAGAGAACAAGAAAAAUAUCCAGUAUUACAUCCAGAGAACUUCAAGGACAAGAAUAUGCUGCAAGAAGAGGAAGAAGAGUUUCCAAAGAAUUUGAAGAUUUAACUAUGAUACCUAGUACGGGAAAGCUUCUCUUAAAGGCUAAAUCAAAAGGUACCAGAGCAUUUUCACCGCUGAUGCAAAAACUUAGUGUCAGUAACUCUUUGACUAGUCUACCUUCUACUGAAGAUUUGGACUUGGUUGAAAACAAAUCCGUAAGACGUCCCCGAAAGUCGGUUCAACAGCAGCAAUAUGAAAAAGCUUUGAAAUCCACGAGGAUUUAG
Lottia gigantea (owl limpet) is the source of this 930-nucleotide messenger RNA. RefSeq lists its product as hypothetical. The record is from RefSeq and is a predicted model, not a curated record. Bases 349 to 930 code for a protein of 193 amino acids. NCBI's taxonomy places the organism in Eukaryota, Metazoa, Mollusca, Gastropoda, Lottiidae. The transcript has 3 exons.